Oppia nitens is the source of this 1767-nucleotide messenger RNA. RefSeq names its product sulfite oxidase-like (gene shop). Gene Ontology annotation, cellular component: mitochondrion. The record is from RefSeq and is a predicted model, not a curated record. Bases 16 to 1767 code for a protein of 583 amino acids. NCBI's taxonomy places the organism in Eukaryota, Metazoa, Arthropoda, Arachnida, Sarcoptiformes, Oppiidae. Gene Ontology annotation, molecular function: oxidoreductase activity; molybdopterin cofactor binding; molybdenum ion binding. The transcript is spliced from 5 exons.
CAUUACAAGUGAACUAUGCUUAAGACGACAGCAAUUAUCGUAAGACUUGUGGAUCAGUUGCCAUCAAAUACGAGAUGUGUUUAUCACUCAUCAAUAAUCUGUGGCAAAGUGUUGACACAAUAUAACACAAAAUGUGUUAACUAUUACUCCUCUUAUAAGUCGAGAGACAAAUACAAUAAUAAUGAAAGUUAUGAUAACAACAAGUUUUGCCACAAAAGUAAUGCUAUUUUGGCCACAAUUGCAUCGACAAUGGGUUUCCUAUGGAUUAACUAUAAGAAUAAAUAUUCAGUCAAUGCUAAAGAAAUUAAAAAUGAAUCCAAUGAAGAGUUUGCAGAAUUUGGUCGCGAAAUCAAAGGUUUGGAAAGUUAUACAAAAGAAGAAGUGGCAAAACAUAAUGAAGUUUCCAAAAGAGUUUGGGUUUCAUUCAGGAGUGGUGUCUAUGAUAUCACUGAAUUUGUUGGCCAACAUCCGGGCGGCGAUAAAAUUUUGAUGGCUUCGGGCGGGGCUUUGGAACCGUUUUGGACAUUAUUUGCGGUCCAUAAGACACAAGAAGUGUUUACUAUAUUAGAAAAGUAUAGAAUCGGUAAUUUGGAUGCAAAAGACAGAACCGUUGAUAAGGACACUGACGACCCCUACGCUAACGAUCCUCAACGACAUCCAGUGCUAACCGCAAGAUCCGAAAAGCCAUUCAAUGCUGAACCACCUCAAGAACUACUCRUUGAAAAUUUUUUAACUCCAAAAGAAAUAUUUUUUGUCAGAAAUCAUUUACCAGUUCCUGAAAUCGAUGUCAAUAACUAUACGCUAGAGAUUGAAGGUUUUGGUCUCAAAGACCCAAAGACAUUGACUUUAGAAGAUAUUAAAACUAAAUUUCCAAAAUAUUCUGUAAUAUCUACCAUACAAUGUGCUGGCAAUAGACGCGAUGAGAUGAAUAAAAUUAAACAAGUGAAGGGUCUGUCCUGGGGUUCGGCCGCAAUCAGUAACGCUAAGUGGAGUGGUGCCCGACUUGUCGAUGUCCUCGAAUAUUGUGGUCUUGAUUUUGGUGAUCAAAAUAUAAAACACAUUCAGUUUGAAGGACUCGACUUCGAUGUCUCGUCUAAUCCGUACGGCGCUAGUGUUGAAGCAUUAAAAGCAUUGAAUCCAAAUUAUGACUUUUUGAUCGCUUAUGAGAUGAAUGGUGAAGAUAUACCACUGGAUCACGGAUACCCUUUAAGACUGAUAGCACCGGGCAUUGUAGGCGCACGUAAUGUCAAAUGGUUGGCACGUAUUGUGUUGAGUAAUGAAGAAAGUCAUAGUCAUUGGCAACGAAACGAUUAUAAGAGUUUCUCACCAAAUGUCGACUGGCAUAACGUGGACUUUACUAGCGCGCCAUCGAUUCAAGAGUUACCGGUGCAGUCAGCUAUUUGUGAGCCUCGGGAGGGACAGACUAUAGAAAUUGAUWGCAAUCGGAAUAUUAGUUUAAGUGGGUAUUCAUGGAGUGGUGGCGGUAGGAAAGUGAUACGUGUGGACGUGUCGGCUGAUAAUGGACUCAAUUGGGUGACAGCGCAACUACAACAAGAAGAAAGUCCACUAAAUCGAACCUAUUCUUGGACUCUUUGGAAGGCUAAGAUUCCGGUGCCUAAUGAAUGCAAAUCUGGUGAUAAGGUUGAGCUCAUCUGUCGGGCGCACGACUCGUCAUACAAUACACAACCUGAAGAUGUAAGACAUCUCUGGAAUUUGAGAGGAGUUUUAAACAACUCAUGGCAUAGAAUUCAUGUUUAUAUUAAAUAA